GUGUUGCUCGAGCACAAAACCAGAAAAUGUCAAAAAUACCCCCGUUGCCCCUCCAGCCCUAACUCCCCUUAGUUAAUCAAGCCUCUCUGCUUCCUCUUCCGUCGCGGCGGCGAGGCCACGCCACCAGUCGACGGCUCGACGCCUCUUGCCGAUUUUCUCCGGCUCGCCGGCCUCUUUGUCUUGCCGAACGCGCACGCCUCCAGGCCUCCUUUCGCCGAAGCGAAGCACGCCGCCUCCAAGGAAAGGAAGCAGUUUCUCUCUCCUAGUUGUUCUCCUGGACGCCCCUCUACUGGAGUGGCGUGGAGUGGAGAUCCAUCCCGACUUCGGAUAUUUUUCUUCUUUUUUUGUUGGAGAAGACAUGGCUUCACGCGUGACACCUUCUAAGAGGCCGUUUCAGAAGAAUUCUUCAGACCACAACAUCCGGGGCAAGUGGAAGAAGACAAAGCAUGCUUCUUCACAGCAUGCUCAGCUGAAGAUACGGCCCGGUGUUCCCAUUUUUCGCAUUCUUUGCCCUGCUUCAAAAUCUGGAAAUAUAAUUGGUAAAGGAGGCGGUGUCAUUGCCAAGAUACGGCAAGAAACCGGAGUGAAAAUUACGGUAGAGGAAGCAGUCCAUGGUUGUGAUGAGAGAGUUAUUGUCAUAACUGCCAUUGAGAAGGAUAAAGAAACUAGCCGUGAGCUAGAUGCAGAGAACGAUGGAGGUUUUACUGUUUCCGCUGGUGGUGACCAUGAGAAGGAUAAAGACAACAGUAAGGAGAAGAAGGAUGAUUCAGAGAAAGACCACAGUAAGGAGGAAAAGGAUGAUUCAGAGAAAGACCACAGUAAGGGGGAAAAGGAUGGUUCAGAGAAAGGCAAUAGUAAGGAGGAAAAUGAUGAUUCAGAGAAAGACAACAGUAAGGAGAAAAAUGGUGAUCCGGAGAAAGAUAAUAGUAAGGAAGAAAAGGAUAAUUCGGAGAAAGACCAUCAUAAGGAAGAAAAGGAUGGUUCAGAGAAAGACCACAGUAAGGAAGAAAAGGACGAUCCAUUUGUAGCAAAAGAUACAAAGUCAGAACCGGAGAGGGAAAUACCAUCAGCGUUGAAGGCCAUUUUUCUUGUAUUUGAUAGGAUUUUUGCAACUGAAGAUGAAAAUGAAACCGGGAAUGCAUCAGGUGCGAGAACUCCUGUUUCUUUACGUUUAUUGGUGCUAUACAGCCAAGCAGGUUGGCUUUUGGGGAAGAGCGGUAGCGUGAUUAAGCAAAUGUCAGUUGAUAAUGGCUGUGAAAUCCGUGUUUCAAGGGAUAGGCUUCCACCAUGUGCGUUAUCCCAAGACAGACUUUGCCAGAUCACUGGAGAGGUUGACUCAGUACGGAAAGGUCUGAAUGCAGUAGCUGAAGUGCUCUUUGCUCAUCUACCCAAGGAAAGCGACAUAGCUUCUGGUGUUCAUCCUUCUGGAUCAUCAUCGCACUCUUUGUUCAGUCGGUCAGAUGGUCUUCAUUCUGGAAUGCAAUCUAACUUCCAUAUUCCUUUUCAAGGGCCAUCCCAAGCCAAUGGACCUUAUGAUAUAAUUGACAUUCGGCCAAAUAUUGCUCCAUUUCCCACUUUGCCUGAAGCUCCAAUACAUGGCCAUGCCUCAGUUCCUGUAGAACCCCUCACAUUUAGGUUACUGUGUUCAAAAGACAAGGUUGGCAGUAUAAUAGGGAGGGGUGGAAAUGUUGUCAAUAGUAUUCAGAAUGAUACAGGCUGUGAAAUAAAAGUUCUUGAGACUGUUCCAAAAUCAGAAAACCGCCUCAUAAGUAUAUCUGGACCUGCGCAUCCCGGUGACGGAAUUUCCCCUGCUCAGAAUGCAAUUCUGCAUGUGCAGCGUAAAAUUGCGUUGCCUACCUAUGACAAGGAGGAGGGUCCUGCAAUAUGUAGGCUGAUCGUUUUGCCUAACCAAGUUGGUUGCCUUCUGGGCAAAGGUGGUAGUAUCAUAGCUGAAAUGCGGAAGCUAUCAGGAGCUCAUAUAGUAGUGCUGAGCAAAGAUAAGAUCCCAAGGGGUGUCCCACAAAAUGAUGAAGUUAUUCAGAUAAGCGGGGACUGUGAAGCUAUUCAAGAAGCUCUAAUGCAGAUAACUGCUAGGCUUCGUAACCAUCUGUUCCGGGACAGAAUGCCUGCAGUGGGUCCUAAUAUGCCACCUUUUGGUUUGCUAGAUUCUCAAUUUGGUCCACACACGGGAAACCAUGAGUCUUCAUCUCUGUUUCAUAAAGAUUUUAUGGGACGGCCAUUGGAUGGGAUCUCUGCUCCUUGGAACGCAAAGGGUAUGCAUGAUGUUGGUGAUCCAAUGUCAAUAUCUGAUAUCCCAGGAGCAGCGCAUAGAGGACUUGGUGCAUUUUCUGGUCCUGGCCAGUCAUCUAUGAUGCCAAACUUAACUGCAGAGGUCUUGGUUCCAAGAUUAGCUAUUCCUGCUCUCUGUGGGGAAGAUGGAGGUUGUUUGGAUAAGAUCCGUGAGUUUUCAGAAGCUAAGAUAGCAGUCACUGAACCUAUAGCUGAGGCUAUGGACGCUGCUAUUCUAAUAUCUGGCACACCAGACCAGAUGCAUGCAGCCCGAAGUCUUAUUCAAGCAUUUGUUAUAAGUGAAUCAUUUGCCCCAUGAUGUUUGGAUUCUCCGAAAGUGAUGCAUCUCCUUCUAAUGUUAUGUUCCUUUCUUCUGGGCAAAACAUAUAUUUAUCUAGAGCAGUUGGUGGAGUUUAGGGUGAUGCUAAUUGUGUAGGCAAUGAAGCUAGUGAUAAAAUGUAUGUUCAUGUUUGUGAAUAUGCAUCCCUGUUUGCAGAGUGGCAUGUGCUCGAAGAGGUUAAUUAGGCUGAAUAGAGACUAAAAUCUCCCAAACUCACUGCUUGGGAUAUGGAACACAUUUUGGGUAGUACCGGAAUUGUAUUGCUUAUGCUAGUAUUUUUGGAAUCGGAAAGCUUCUAUCCUUUUUGUAUGAGAAAUCCCAGCAUGCUGAUGUUGCGGAAUGUAAACUUUUAUAAGAACUAGGCUACUAGUGAUUAUUUCCAUUUCCUCAAAUAUCUGUAAUUCUGUAUCUCUGGGAAGCACCAAUGCGUCCGCAAGUGAUAUGUAUUCAUCACUGGUUUAAUUUCCCCUUCAAAAUAUCGAGUUCACAUGGUUAGCUAUA
Molecule: messenger RNA, 3130 nt
Organism: Phragmites australis (common reed)
Lineage: Eukaryota; Viridiplantae; Streptophyta; Magnoliopsida; Poales; Poaceae
Product: KH domain-containing protein At4g18375-like
Exons: 8
Coding region: 359-2608 (749 amino acids)
Biological process (GO): regulation of gene expression
Cellular component (GO): cytoplasm; nucleus
Molecular function (GO): mRNA binding
Source: RefSeq, a predicted model, not a curated record